Molecule: messenger RNA, 406 nt
Organism: Dimorphilus gyrociliatus
Lineage: Eukaryota; Metazoa; Annelida; Polychaeta; Dinophilidae
Source: the annotation of a GenBank genome assembly
GAUGAACAACGUCGGUCUGCCUAGUCCGGUAAUACAACUUUUACAGCAAUUGACGCCUCAUAGUGACGACUUGAAGUGGCGAGUCAGCGGCGGUGGUAGAAAGGUCAAAUUGACAUUGACCUGGGACUGGCGAACACCAAAAAAGGCAACAAUUUGGAGAAAAUUUCAACGCUUGAUUAAUGGAGAAGUUCGCUCUAGAUCAAACCCGGUAACUCCUACAAGACCAAGGAAUAUUCCAUUCAUUGAAGCGGCAGCGCCUUUACGAGCUCGAAGCGAAGGGGAAAUUAUUUCAAUCGACUCCAAUGUCAGUUUUCAGUCACCCGAUGACUCUUACGAUCAAAUUUUAGACGGUUCAGUUGUUUAUCAAUGUUUGAAUGCUUGUGAGAGAAUUCUGAACUGUGAAUAA